Messenger RNA from Cyclopterus lumpus (lumpfish), 2374 nucleotides. RefSeq names its product beta-1,4 N-acetylgalactosaminyltransferase 2-like. Gene Ontology annotation, biological process: UDP-N-acetylgalactosamine metabolic process; UDP-N-acetylglucosamine metabolic process. NCBI's taxonomy places the organism in Eukaryota, Metazoa, Chordata, Actinopteri, Perciformes, Cyclopteridae. The record is from RefSeq and is a predicted model, not a curated record. The transcript is spliced from 13 exons. The coding region runs from base 590 to 1993 and encodes 467 amino acids.
CGUACGGUAUAGACCAGGGGUGGGCAAACUUUUUGGCUCAGGGGCCACAUUGACUUUUAAAAUCUAUACUAUAGACAGAGAACCCUGGAUUCAAGGCGGAGUCCGGUGGGGGUCCGAGACGGCGCGCCGUUUCCCCUUCUUCUCUGCUUUCUCAACGCACAGCCGGUGUUCCACAUUGAAUGGAAGCAGACGCACAGCCAUUGGUUUGGACUGACACAGCAAAGCCAACGGGGACAAGGGGCGUUCCUGGUGCGCGUGGAGACUACUAUUUAUCUGCGUGCUCUCUGGCUCCCGCGUGAGAAGUCGUGGUGCUGAGGAUGCUGCAGCACCCCUUGUUUAUGGAUUUGCUUCUGUCGGCUAUUUUUUUUCAACUUCAAUGCGAGAGCAACCAGAACUGCCAGUGUUUGUUUAUGCCUAAAAUGUACUUCAUGGGACAGUCAUGGUCCAGUUUCUGAAAAGAUCUUGUGGCAUUUUCAGGACGGUUUUCUUCAACACCUCAUUGUUCUUACAUUAUGAGCCAAAACAUAAACAUAUUUAUGAAUUGAUCACAUGCUCCUAUGGCUAUAUGGCCUCAUUCUUGUCUCCCUAGAUGUCUGUGUUUUCCAGCGGACUGCUUCAGAAGGUUGCCAUGUCUGUGAUGGUCCUGCUGACAUGCUAUUUUAUGAUAUUCUGUCACUGUCCUGAAAAGGGGACCAAACACGUUGACACUCAACAAAAACCGAGGUUGCUACCCCAGAGUCCUCUUCCCAAAUCCGGUCCAUGCAACUGUUAUGAGGGCUCAACGCUCCUCAAGAAUAAACUCCCGAAGGAUCAGUAUGAGGAGCUGUUGCAACGCAGAGCCAAGGAGCUCCAACAAUUCAAAAUCAGGACCACGUCUGUAUUAUCCACACCGCUGUUUGCGUUGCCCAACUCUCCGCUGCAGUACCCAAUCCAGGGUUUCCAUGUACAGCCUCUGAUCUCCACUCCUGUACCAGGUUUAGCACUGCAUGCAGGGCAAAGGAGCAGCUACAAGGUCUCCUUGAAAGUGUCCAAAGGGGUCCUGACCACAGAGAUUGCUGAUGGAGGGAAGGUGCAAGGUGAUGGGAUGACCAAGCUGAUUAUGGAGUCUAGCAGCCUGGUGAUCCUCAACUACCUGCUAGCUAAAGUGUUCUACACCAGCACGAUCUACCACAUACACACCGGAGACCUCGUAUCCUUCCAGUUUGAGGAGCAUGAGGCCGUGUUUCCCAUCACCAUCAAACAGCCUCUCCUUCCAGUCCUGUACAACAUGGGAACAAGUGUGAGCUCUCACGUCACCGUCAUCACCAAGACGUUCCUGCGCUACCCACAACUCAAGGUGUUGCUGAGUAGCAUCCGGCGUUUCUAUAGCGACAUAGAAGUCAUCAUUGCAGAUGACAGCUUUGAAACGGAGCACAUUACUGGAGAACACAUCAGACAGUACAUCAUGCCGCCGGCACAGGGCUGGUUUGCUGGCAGGAACCUGGCGGUCUCCCAGGUAACCACCAAGUACUUCCUGUGGGUGGACGAUGACUUUGAGUUCACGGAGGGGACGAAGAUAGAGAAGCUGGUGGAGGUGAUGGAGGCGCACCCGGAACUGGAUGUGGUGGGUGGGACCGUAAAAGGGAACCAGUUUUAUUUCUCUCUCCUCUACGAUGAAGGAGAGGAAAUGGAGGGUGGCUGCCUGUACAGAAAGUCUAAAGGGAGGUUCCACUCACUUUCUGGUUACCCAAAAUGCUUUAUGGCCAGUGGGGUGGUCAACUUCUUCUUGGCUCGAACGCAAGCUGCACAGCAGGUGGGAUUUGACCCUAAGCUCCAGAGGGUGGCGCACUCGGAGUUCUUCAUAGACGGCCUGGGCUCCUUGAUGGUUGCCACGUACAGCCACGUGUCCAUCGGCCAUCAGCCCAAAUUCAAACAUUAUCAAAUGGGAGUGGCUCAUGACAAGAUUAUGGGUGGGAAAUUACUUAUACGUCGAGUAGCCUGCAAGCCGGUAUAGCAACACGCCGGGAAGAACCGACACAAUAUGUUCUACUCAAGGAAAGAAAAAAACGUAAUCUAUUCCGUCUACUGCCAAAUUUACAAGAAAGCGCAAAUAAUUUGGACUCUGACGUAGACUACGUUUCACAAAGUUCAUGUAACUUCUUUAAAUUCAGCAACUCACAAAACUGCACCAAAACCUGGACAGCAACCUUUUUUGGAGGGAGCCUGGGGACUUUCUCCAGAUUUUGAGGAUGUCGCUGUGUUUUUAUGUUUGUAGUUCAACAUGUGUGUCUCCGUAUGUUGCACAGAGAAAAAAUUAGCUAGACACGUGCUUUCGUUUAACAGACAAAUCCUACUCCUCAAAUCCAGGAACUGUGUGCAUCCAAUUCACUUAGAC